Messenger RNA from Impatiens glandulifera, 597 nucleotides. RefSeq lists its product as uncharacterized. The record is from RefSeq and is a predicted model, not a curated record. Lineage: Eukaryota; Viridiplantae; Streptophyta; Magnoliopsida; Ericales; Balsaminaceae. Bases 28 to 597 code for a protein of 189 amino acids. The transcript is spliced from 2 exons.
GCCUCUAAUUCACAAUUUUUUCAUUUUAUGCAGGUUAUGGAUGAAGAUAAGAAGAUGGAUGAAGAUGAGAAACUUGUGGAUGAUGAGAAGAUGUGGGAGAAGCUGGAGGAUGAUUACAAUGUCAAAGAAAGCAACAAAAAGGUUAUGGAUGAAAUGGGGAAGAAGGAUGAAGAUGACAAAGUUAAUGAUAACAACAAUAAAACUGUGAAGUCGAAGAAGUUGAUGUUUGGAAGUGACAAUGAUGACAAUGAUAAACCAAUAUUGAAGAAAGAAACGAUCAUCCAAAUUAUGCGCAGAAAGAAGAGGAGCAUAAAACUUAAAAGUGAUACAUGGAAGGAUGUAUUGAAAGAAGAGGAUGCCAUUGUGGACAAUGUAUUGGAAAUAGAGAAGGAGAAAGAGAAGGAGAAGGAGAGGGAGAAGGAGAAGACUAUGAUGAGGCAGACUCGACAGCAGAAGAAGAUGGAGGUGCAAGAGGAUGAUGAUGAUCCACUUAAACAAUUGAACACUCCAAGAGCAUCAUAUAUGAUAUCAAGUAAUUCUGCAUAUGUAGUAUUUUGGGGAACCAUCAUAUAUUUGAAUGAAUUUGAUUCAACUUGA